AUGCCUUCUGGAAUCUCUGGCAUUGUGGUGAAAAAGAACAACAAAGAUUUGGGAAUUUCCUUUCUGGACCAUCCUUCUGAAGAUGUCGUUUACAUUCACAAUGUCAAGGGAAAGUUUCGAAAGUACACAAUAUUGGCGCCUGGAUUACGUGUGACCCAUGUUAACGGUUUCAUUGUCUUUACGGCAGCCGAAGCUAGGAAACUGAUACAACGAACUCCUAUUGGUGGCAGCGUCCAAGUGAUUGCCACUGGAAAAUACAUUGAAUUGAAGAAACAGCCAAAGAGAUCUUCAAUCUUUCGGACAUCCUCUUCUUCUUCUAGAUUAGAAUCGGCAUCACCGUCCUCUUCCUCCUCCUCUGCUCCUCUUGGAAUUCAUCUAAGACCACUUCCAGGACGACUAAAUUUGGUGCAAAUCACAAAAGUGGACAAUCUGUUGACCGAAGUUCCCCCUGGACAUAUUUUGGUGGCCAUUAACAAACGACCCGUCCGGUCCGUCAGAAAGGCACAUUGGUACUUGAAAAUGCUGUUAUCCUCUUCCAAACGAGUCGUCAAGAUCGUGACAUGCCCCGUCCAUUCCUUCUCAACAGUGUCUCCAGGGGGAGUCAUGGCCGUGGUGGAACCCAUCAUGGAUCACGAUUCAGUCAAUGCCUUUCAUCCAGAUAUGCAACUGCCAGAAGAAGAUCCGUUCUUUGCACCAUUGUCGUCGAACUGGAAUAAGGAAUCCUCGUUGGAACAACAACUCUGUCAAUUGGAUACUUCGUUUUCUUCUAGCAAUACUAAUAAUAAUGAGUCUGAAGGAGUCGGGCAGCAACCUCAAUACGAAAAUGACACCAUCUUGAACCAAUACGAAGACGACUCCCUUUUGCGACAGUAUCGAGUCCAACGACAAGACACUGGAUCCACCGAGUCAUCGCUGAUUGGCCGAGAGGAUACUGGGGGUGGUGCGAUUGGUCACGCCCUCCGCAAAAAGAGCUCCAUUCUCGAAUCGAUUGCGACGGACGAACACGGGGACUAUAUCUUUGAAGACGAACAAGAUACCAAUGUCAUUAUACGGCUUCCAUCCUCCUUGCAGCAAUCGGUCCGUAGUAUGUCCACCACCAAUACUACCCAUCAACAAUUUUCUACCGUCUCCAGUGAAGCUGCCUCGGGACUCCCCGAUAUGAUAUUGAAUUUGCAAACACAAAAUGACCUCAUGGACGAUACCACCAUGGGAUCUGUUCCGUCGAGAUUGCAAUCAUCAGGAGGAAUUACUGCAAGGGAGCAAACAAGUGACAGUACGAAUACUACUUCUAGUACUAGGAACAACAAGGAUGAUCCCAAGGUUUCGGUCCCCUUUAUCUUUGUGGAUUCGGCCAGCGCUGACAGUGAUGAAGUAUUCAAGCAACUGCAGCAGCAACCUACUGAAGUGGAAGAUCUCCAAGCCUUUUUGACCAAGGAGGGUCAUUUGCAGCAGCCACUGCCACCACAGAAGAACGCUGCUGCUCCUCCUGCUGCUGCUACUGUUGCAAUGAAAUAUAUUGCGGCUGCGACAAAACAGAAAAAUGCUACAGUGCAAACCCCCCUACGAGACUCGACCAACAACGAGAAAAAACCAUCCCCGUAUUCGCCAUCCUUUUUUGACAAACAAAAGACCAGUGCUCUCUUUCAAUCGGUUGAAAAGGCCAAACGAAGGUCGGGCGAGAACAACCAUCCAAAGAAGCAAGAUGCUGGUUUCAAUAACAAGAAGAACAAAUUGAAUCGACGCGAAAUUCCAGCAUUGAUGGACGGUGACCUCGUGGCCAACAAUAAAAAGAAAAGGCCCACCACCACCACCAACAACAACAACAACAACUCUGCUACUACAAAGCGAACCACUACUAAUACCUCUUCGUCGUCAUUUCCAAAAAGAACAGCCAAGUUGGUCGACGACAAUGUUUGUCUUCCUGUGCAAAUUCACAUUAACAAUAUGGACAAUGCUGAUUUGCAAAGUUUCCUGACCGAAGAGGAAGAGGAAGAAAAGGUGGAAUAUGAUUUGUUGCUGAAAGAAAUCGAUACCGAUCUUGCUGCUGUUGCACCGCCACCGCCACCGAACAACAAUAACAAUAACAGGGCAACAACUGCAACACCCCUCACCUCCAACAAGUCGGCGAAAAGCUUUCCAUUUUCUUUGCCAACAACAACAACAACAUCUCCCUUUCAGAAUAAGGGCAAUGAGAAUAUGAAACAAACGAAGAAGAAUCGUCUGGAACCUCCUCAUUCUUGGUGCAUCAUGAGCCAACCAACCCAUUCGUUUGGUGUACGACAGCAGUCGUCGGUCGAAGAAGCCAAAGACCAUCAUGACAAUGAGGAGGAGGAGGAGGUUGUGGGAGACACGGAAUAUUACGACGAGGAGGAGGAAAGCUUGUUUGCAAAAGGAUUUCACUUUUUGCAAGCCAUGGCGGCCGAUGCGACUGCCUGUGUGUCACCUUCCAGUCGGUAUGAUUAUCGAAACAUGAAGACGAAAAAUCGCCAUCAUCACAACAACAAUACUACCACCACUACUACUACUACUACUACUACUCGACAAUUCGAAGUGUACGCUGUCUGA
Messenger RNA from Cylindrotheca closterium, 2565 nucleotides. The record is from the annotation of a GenBank genome assembly. NCBI's taxonomy places the organism in Eukaryota, Bacillariophyta, Bacillariophyceae, Bacillariales, Bacillariaceae.